CAUCUCUCCUUGCUCAGUCCUCACUGUACUUUCUCUUUCAUCUAGAGAGAGAGAGAGAGGGAGAUCGAUUGGGGUUUGAAUAUAUUAAUGGCGGUGGAGAAAGGCGGAAUGGGGCAGCAAAACAAACAAAGUUUGAGUGAAUUAAUGUUUUCCGAACCCAUGAUGAAGAGAGCAACCAAAUUGUUAGUUUCAGUGUCUGUGUUUUCCGUCAUCGUUUCCUACAUUUCAUGGCGUUCGCAUCCCCUCCUUGCAUUCCCGAUCGACAAGAACUACAUGUUCCUCGUUUGCAACGGAAUCCUCGUACUCCUCGCUAAAACCUCCGGCCGCCUCGUCCUACGUUCUGGCCCCGCAGUUUUCGACGAUCACGCUCCACCCCCGCAUGCAAAAUUGCUGGAUUCCUUGUUGCACAAGGAAGCCGCCAUGGAAAGUCCUCUUCUUCUUCUUCUUGAAAAUGCCGAUUCUGACGCCCUAGAGGAAGAAGAAGAAGAAGAAAAGCACGUGAUUGAAGAAGAAAGAGAAGAUGAUGAGGAUUCUAGAAGUUUGAUGAUCGUGGAGGACAAGGAAGAGGAGGAAAGUGGUGGGUUUUUGAAGGAAUCAUUAAUGGAAGAAGAUUGCACAAGUUUUAUCAUGCAAGGAGAUGAUCAUGAGGAGGAGGAGGAGCUUGAUGAGGAACUUAAUAAUGAGAUUUUCAUUGAAGCGGCUGAGAAAGAAGUGGCGGAAGAAAGAGAGAGGUUAAACAAGUUAAGCGCGGAGGAGUUGAACAAGAAGUUUGAAGAAUUCAUUAGGAAGAUGAAGGAAGACAUUAGGAUUGAAGCUCAGCAGCAGCACUUAGUGCUGGUCAAAUGAUCGAUUGUUGUUAUUUCCGGCCGGCACUAUCUAAGUUACAUUAAACUGUGUACUUCGUACUUCAAUUUGACCGGUAGUACUAUUGCUAGCUUAGUUAGUUAGUUCACCGCAGGUUGUAUAAUUUUUGCCAGUUUGCAGGCUGUCUAAUAUAAGCUAAGCUAGCGAAUAUGACUAUUAUGGUUUAUAAAU
Messenger RNA from Ipomoea triloba (trilobed morning glory), 1035 nucleotides. RefSeq lists its product as uncharacterized. Bases 88 to 846 code for a protein of 252 amino acids. NCBI's taxonomy places the organism in Eukaryota, Viridiplantae, Streptophyta, Magnoliopsida, Solanales, Convolvulaceae. The record is from RefSeq and is a predicted model, not a curated record. The transcript has a single exon.